Messenger RNA from Cylindrotheca closterium, 1512 nucleotides. The record is from the annotation of a GenBank genome assembly. Lineage: Eukaryota; Bacillariophyta; Bacillariophyceae; Bacillariales; Bacillariaceae.
AUGAAGUUCUCUCUUUCCCUUCUUCUAGCUGCUGCUAUCCCAGCAUCUGAUGCUCAGGAAGUCAUUCCCCUCCAUGGAUCCGGUACCACUAACCCCCAAAAGUGCUACUGGGACAUCAUGGACACCCUCAUGAAGCAAUCCAAGCUCCCCAUCCGCAUGACGUACCGUGGUGUUGGUUCUUCCACCGGUCAAGCGGAUUUCAUGGGUGAUGCUACUACCAUGCUACCCUUCAAUGACUUUGGAUCUGGAGAUAUCCCUUUCUCUCAGGAAGACUUUAACAAGUUCGACCCUGGAACCAUCCUUCAUUUGCCCGUUCUUAUGGGAGCGAUCAGUUUCUUCCACUCGGUCCCCACUGGAGACGCUGAAUUGAAGUUGAACCCAUGCCUUUUGGCCAGAAUCUUCAGCCGUGACAUCACCACCUGGGACCACCCAGAAAUCAUGGCAAUCAAUCAAGGAUUGGAGUUGCCUGCUGGCUACCCCAUUAAGGUUGCCCGUCGUGUCUUGGGAUCUUCUUCUACCAAAUCGAUCACCACCUACCUCCACCAAACCUGCGAUACUGAAUGGCCCAUUGAAAUGGUCGACAGUGUCGUCAACUGGGACAAUGAUACUUUGCCAUGCGAGGGAUCUGGCGGUAUGACUGAUUGUAUCCGUGCUAAUCCUGGAACCAUCGGAUACAUUGACAGUGGACACGGACACCUUGAAAACCUUCAAGAAAUUGAUCUUUUGAACUUUGAUGGACAAUAUAUCAGCAGCAAAGUUGCCAACUCUCGCGGUGGUAUCUUGGCUGCUGCUGAAAGUCCAAAUGCCGGACUUCCAAAUGAGCUUGACCAAUCUUUUGCCAACGUCAACUUGCUGAAUCAGCCCGGAGGUGACACUUGGCCCAUCGUUGCCAUGUCUUACAUUUACGUCCACAAGGAUCUCACUCGCCACCUUACACCUGAAUCCGCACAAUUGCUAAAGGCUUUCCUCACUGCCGUGUACACUCCCGAGUACAACGCGAUCUGCGAGCAAUCUUUUGGAUUCGUUCCCGUCACAGGAACUCUUCGUGAAAAGGCCCUCCAACAGAUUGCCAACUUGAACACCGGAGGAGGUAUCGAAUGGUUCUUUGAAUUCUCCACUGACAAGACCGGAACUGGUAUUGGUCAAGGAUCGCACACCUUCUCCGUCAAGCGUGACUCUUACAGUGAGCUUGAACAAGACAGUCUUAUUUCUCAAAUUGCUGCCUUGCAAGCUGAGAUUGCUGAAAUGAAGGCCAUGACGGGAGAUGGUCACACCCAUGAUGGCGACGAUGACACCAAUACCAACGGCGGAUCUACCACCAACGGCGGAUCUACCACCAACGGUGGAUCCACUACCAACGCCAACCGUGAAGCCGAUGCUGGAGAUGACGAAGACAUGGAAUUCGAACGUGACGACGAGCUCACUGCUGCCUUGGCCAUGGGCGCCAUCUCUAUCGCCUUGUGGGCCAUUGCUCUCGUGUUCGUCAUUGUCAAGUACGUCUUGCACAUUUGA